CCUUCCUAAGCUGAGCGAGUCCUCGGAGUGUGCGACGCGAGCUAGCGGGAGGGGACGGUGCGGCCAGUCGGCCGUGCGGUGACUGCAGCCACCUGCCCGAGCCCCGUGGCCCGCCCUCAGAUCCCGGCGAUGCGCCGCGGCGCCGCCUGGGCGCUGCUGCUGGCUGCAGCCCUGGGGCUCGGGGCGCGCGGGGUGCGCGCUGCGGUGACCCUCGCCGAUUUCUACCCGUUCGGCACGAAGCGCGGCGACGCCGUCACCCCGAAGCAGGACGACGGCGGCUCAGGGCUGCAGCCCCUCUCGGUGCCCUUCCCGUUCUUCGGCGCCGAGCACUCCGGACUCUAUGUGAACAAUAAUGGGAUCAUCUCCUUCCUGAAGGAAGUUUCUCAGUUCACCCCCGUGGCCUUCCCCAUCGCCAAAGACCGCUGUGUGGUAGCAGCCUUCUGGGCAGAUGUGGACAACCGACGUGCAGGUGAUGUCUACUACCGGGAGGCCACUGACCCAGCCAUGCUGAACAGAGCCACGGAGGACAUCAGACGGUACUUUCCUGAGCUCCCGGACUUCUCUGCUACCUGGGUUUUUGUGGCCACCUGGUACCGUGUGACCUUCUUUGGAGGCAGCAGCUCUUCCCCCGUUAACACAUUCCAAACGGUGCUCAUCACCGACGGCCGGUUCUCCUUCACCAUCUUCAACUAUGAGUCCAUCUUGUGGACCACAGGCACACACGCCAGCAGCGGGGGCAAUGCUGAUGGCUUGGGAGGCAUCGCAGCCCAGGCAGGUUUCAACGCAGGUGAUGGGCACCGCUACUUCAACAUCCCCGGGUCGCGCACAGCGGACAUGGCUGAAGUGGAGACCACCACCAAUGUGGGCGUGCCCGGGCGCUGGGCGUUCAGAAUCGAUGAUGCCCAGGUGCGCGUGGGGGGCUGCGGCCAUACAACCUCUGUGUGCCUGGUCCUGCGUCCAUGCCUCAAUGGUGGCAAGUGCAUUGAUGACUGUGUCACGGGCAAUCCCUCCUACACCUGUUCCUGUCUCGCUGGCUUCACAGGCCGAAGAUGCCACCUGGAUGUGAACGAGUGUGCUUCCCACCCCUGUCAGAAUGGUGGGACCUGCACCCAUGGUGUCAACAGCUUCAGUUGUCAGUGCCCAGCCGGCUUCCAGGGACCCACCUGUGAAUCGGCCCAGUCUCCAUGUGACAACAAAGUGUGUCAAAAUGGUGGCCAGUGCCAGGCAGAGAGCAGCUCUGCUGUAUGUGUGUGUCAGGCUGGAUACACUGGGGCCACCUGUGAGACAGAUGUGGAUGAAUGCAGCUCUGACCCAUGCCUGAACGGGGGAUCAUGUGUUGAUCUUGUUGGAAACUACAGCUGUAUCUGUGUGGAACCCUUCGAGGGACCUCAGUGUGAGACAGGAAGCUACCUGGUGCCUUCGCCCUGCCUCUCCAACCCCUGCCAGAACGGGGGCACCUGUGUGGAUGCUGAUGAGGGAUACGUGUGCGAAUGCCCUGAAGGUUUCAUGGGCUUGGACUGCAGAGAUAGAACCCUCAAUGACUGCGAUUGCCGGAACGGAGGCAGAUGCCUGGGUGCCAACACCACACUCUGCCAGUGUCCUCCAGGCUUCUUUGGGCUCUUCUGUGAAUUUGAAGUCACAGCCACGCCCUGCAACAUGAACACGCAGUGUCCAGACGGAGGCUACUGCAUGGAGUACGGUGGAAGCUAUCUGUGUGUCUGCCACACAGACCACAACAUCAGCCACUCUCUGCCAUCACCCUGCGACUCAGACCCUUGCUUUAAUGGAGGUUCCUGUGAUGCCCACGAGGACUCCUACACGUGCGAGUGUCCUCGUGGAUUCCACGGCAGGCACUGCGAGAAAGCCCGGCCACACCUGUGCAGUUCAGGGCCCUGCCGGAAUGGGGGCACAUGCAAGGAGACAGGCGAUGAGUACCGCUGCACCUGCCCUUAUCGAUUCACUGGGAGACACUGUGAGAUUGGAAAGCCAGACUCGUGUGCCUCUGGCCCCUGUCAUAAUGGUGGUACUUGUUUCCACUACAUUGGCAAAUACAAGUGUGAUUGCCCUCCAGGCUUCUCUGGACGGCACUGUGAGAUAGCCCCCUCACCCUGCUUCCGGAGCCCAUGUAUGAAUGGCGGUACCUGUGAGGAUCUAGGAACAGAUUUCUCCUGCCACUGCCAACCAGGGUAUACAGGGCACCGGUGUCAGGCAGAAGUGGACUGUGGUCACCCUGAGGAGGUGAAGCAUGCUACCAUGCACUUCAAUGGAACCCACAUGGGCUCAGUGGCCCUGUACACAUGUGACCCCGGCUUCAGCCUGAGUACCCUCAGCCAUAUGCGUGUCUGUCAGCCACAAGGUGUCUGGAGCCAGCCUCCCCAGUGCAUUGAAGUAGAAGAGUGCCGGUCUCAGCCAUGCCUGCAUGGAGGCUCCUGCCAGGACCUCAUUGCUGGUUACCAGUGCCUCUGCAGCCCGGGGUAUGAAGGAGUCCACUGUGAGCUAGAGACAGAUGAGUGCCAAGCACAGCCCUGCAGAAAUGGAGGCUCCUGCAGGGACCUCCCCAGGGCUUUCAUCUGCCAGUGCCCUGAAGGUUUUGUUGGAAUCCACUGUGAAACAGAGGUGGAUGCCUGUGCCUCCAGCCCCUGCCAGCACGGAGGCCGGUGUGAGGACGGAGGUGGGGCCUACCUGUGCGUGUGUCCAGAGGGCUUCUUUGGCUACAACUGUGAGACAGUGAGUGACCCCUGCUUCUCGAGCCCCUGUGGGGGCCGCGGCUACUGCUUGGCCAGCAACGGGUCCUACAGCUGUACCUGCAAAGUGGGAUACACAGGCAAGGACUGCACCAAAGAGCUCCUCCCACCAACAGCCCUCAGGGUAGAAAGGGUAGAAGAGAGUGGCAUCUCCAUCUCCUGGAGCCCACCUGAGGGCACCAUGGCCAGACAGGUGCUGGAUGGCUAUGCAGUCACCUAUGCCUCCUCGGACGGAUCUUCCCGGCGCACAGACUUCGUGGACCGGAGUCGCUCCUCUCACCAGCUCCGGGCCCUAGCAGCCGGCCGUGCCUACAACAUCUCGGUUUUCUCAGUCAAGAGAAACACAAACAACAAAAAUGACAUCAGCAGGCCUGCAGCACUGCUCACCCGCACCCGACCCCGCCCUAUUGAAGACUUUGAGGUCACCAACAUUUCAGCCAAUGCCAUCUCCGUGCAGUGGGCUCUUCAUAGGAUCCAGCAUGCCACUGUCAGCAGGGUUCGAGUGUCCAUCCUCUACCCUGAGGCCUCUGAGGUCCAGUCCACUGAGGUGGACAGGAGUGUGGACCACCUCACAUUUGGGGACCUGCUGCCAGGGAGAAAAUACAGUGUGCGGCUAACCACCCUCAGUGGACCUGGAGGAGCUGAAUAUCCAACCGAGAGCCUGGCCUCAGCUCCUCUGAACGUGUGGACCAGGCCUUUGCCUCCAGCAAACCUGACUGCCUCUCGAGUCACCGCUACCUCUGCCCAUAUGGUCUGGGACACCCCCAGUCCAGGUAUCUCACUGGAGGCUUAUGUCAUCAAUGUGACCACCAGUCAGAGUACCAAGAGCCGCUACAUCCCCAAUGGGAAGCUGGUGUCCUAUACAGUGCGUGAUCUGAUGCCAGGUCGGCGGUACCAGCUCUCAGUUACAGCUGUGCAGAGCACAGAGCAGGGCCAGCUGCACAGUGAGCCUGCACACCUCUACAUCAUCACCUCCCCCAGGGAUGGCACCGACAGACGCUGGUACCAGGGAGGACACCACUCACGGAUGCUCAGAAAUAGACCAGCCCCUGUGCGCCUGCCAGAGCUGCGCCUGCUCAAUGACCACAGUGUCCCUGAAACACCAACUCAGCCGCCCAGGUUCUCAGAGCUUGUAGACGGAAGACGAAGAGUGAGUGCCAGGUUUGGUGGCUUGCCCAGCAGAGCAGUAACUGUGAGAUCACAACCCACCACUCCAGUGCCGCUCAAGAACACAGAGGCCCCUGAGCAGGUCCAUCUGGCCCUCCAGCUACCCAAGAACAGCAGCAAGGACACAGAAAGUACCCCUGGCAGCUGUUCAGAAGAUUUUUGUCAGAAUGGAGGCACCUGUGUUCCAGGUGCCAAUGCCCACAGCUGUGACUGCAGGCCUGGGUUCAAAGGCAGACACUGUGAGCUUGCCUGUGAAAAAGUGCCCCGCCCCUGCACAAGGCUGUUCUCUGAGACCAAGUCAUUUCCUGUCUGGGAAGGAGACAUCUGCCACCAUGUGUAUAAGAAAGUCUACAAAGUUCACCAGGACGUGUGCUUUAAGGAGCGCUGCCAGAGCACAAGUGUCAAGAAACCCAAACAGGAAACAAAGUAACAGUCAAACACUGAAGAAAUCUUAAGGUACAUUCUACUUCAUACCAAGAUCUGUUGAGAACUGGAGACACCAUCAUACCCAGCACCUUGGACACCCCCAGGUCCUUUAUCAGACACUGAUGGCAAAAACUCAGCACUGUGCUAUUACAGACCUAACCAGGAAGGUUCCAGAAUUUCCUGUCUUUAGCCUCCCAAAAGACAUAACCUGGUCUGACCUUGCAUAUGAAUCUACUUUCAGGUGGAAAUAACUUUCUCAAGGGAAAUGCAGACCAGUUACAAUGAGGCACAAAAAUCACCUGGCCCCUUCAGGACUGUGAGCCUGGGUGGAUGGAUCAAGGAUGCCAAACAAUCCUAGGGGUGCUAGGAAGGACCUAAGGAAGUAACCCCAAGCACUACCAAUAGCAUUCUACCGGUAGAAUAGGGCAGGAGCCUUGUCAUGUAACCUGCAGGUGAUCCUAAGUAUAGCCUCUCACUGGGAGAGCUAUAAUGGACCCUGGACUAAGCACUAGUAACCCUAAAAUGAAAGAAACUUUGCCUGUUUGAUCCAGCAUGCCCCACCCACCUCCCCAUGCAUAAACUGUGAGAUGUUGAAGGGCAUUGGAUUUUUUUUUUCCACAACAGUCUGGAAAAUACACUACAGAAAUCUCCCUAUAGCCUGAACUCAGCCCCAUGCUGACUUAUUGACGGGACAUCAGUUGGAAAUGACAGACUGGCUGGCUGGAGACAAUUUACUCCUCUCCCUUGGAGAAGCCAGAACAGUACAUCUUUCCAGUGGUGGAAGAGAGGCAUGUCUGGAAACCUGCCACUUCAGGAGUGACUAUCACCUUUUUCUUCUACAGUGUAGGACAUGAAGGAGCAAUGUCACCCAAAGGCCUAAGAACAAGCAAAACCAAUGGAGUUCUGGGUGAAGGUCAUCCUAAGAAAAAACUGCCUACAGGCAGGGCGUUGGCAUAGACCAAGCUCAGGGCGUCAGGAGAGCAGGCUCUCAGACAGGCUCUCAGCAGGGCCUGUGCAUCCUGACCAUUUCAGAUGUGAAAACUCUGCAAGAACAGCUGACAAGACUCAAAUCCUGUCUACCCAACAGCAUCGCCUUUUCACCUCAGACCCCAAGGAUGCACACAAAACACCCUCCCACACUUGUGAGCAACUUAAUUCUGGCAAAAAUGAAAAAUCCACAAUUUGGUUUAAAAAUAUUUAUAUGGCAAUAAGUCACUUGAAAUGUUAAUGCGUCUUUUAAGAACUCACCCAGAAACCCCAUUUUUAUUAAAAAAAAAAAAAAAGAGAGAGAGAGAGAGCGCGCGAGAGAGAAUCCCUAGAUACUUAUGACAUAAUGGCUUAUAGAAUACCUCUUCUCAGAGCAACACACACAUCACACACACCCCUCUCUUUCUCUCUGAAGAAAAACACCAGAAUUCACCAUCCACAGCUGCCCUGAGAAAAUGAACAGUGCCAUCCCCACCAAAAGAAAAGCAGCAGAGGAUCAGCAAGCAGCCUACUGAUUCAAAUUUAAAGCCUCAGGUUGAGUACAAGUGUCCUCAGCGAUGCGUGUUCCCUUCCAUCCCUCCUUGCAUCACAGCCAGCUGGAAUUCUGGCUCCUAGGGGACAGUGCUUGCUGUCUCCAGAGAAAGACAGUGGGUAUAAAGAGGAGUAUGCCUCAGCUCACUGUUACUCCUUCAAAAGGACCAGCACGUGCUGAUAACACUGUCCACCUCCAGGAUUUCCAAGACCCAGGAAAAUGAGGUCUAAAACUUAAAAGCCAAGCUCCUGGCUGAAGGCAGUCCCCUGAGAUCUCUGUCUUCAGAUUUCCAGAAAAGAGACAGCCAAAGGUGCACACCCAAGGACUCCUGCCAGGGAAGCACUGAAGUACCUGUCAUCUCAACCCUGGCUGCUGCCUCUGCAGCUCUGGUCAGUUCCUCUGUGGGGAGUUACCUGGGUUACCAGGCUCUGUGAGUGAUGUUUCUGUGCUCAUAAACCCACUCCCAGGUCCCAGUGCCAGAGAAGUGACCCCUGAACCCCCAAAACAUGGAGAAGGGAAAGACUCAGCUUUCACGAGAGCUGCUGGAAAGGCUAUGUGGAAACAGAUGGGCUCACCCUGCUCUCCUCAGUCAUAUUGACCUAAAGAAGUGCUAAUUACUACUAUGGUGGAGUUUAGACACUUGGUCUACAACUCAGGGGUGGCAGGGCAGACAUGCUUAGGCAGGAUUUCGGGCUUUGAUGAUGGAAUGACCUCUCUGGCACACGCCUGACCUGCUACUGUCUUACCAACGCAGUCACAGAUGUAGAUAGCACAGCUAUAUUCUAAUGAAACUUCAUUUACAAGAACAGGCAGUAGGCCAUAGUUGGCAGGUACCUGGUUUAUAAGCUGAUCUAGACCUCAGCCUUCUGUGGGGAAAGCCAUCUCCUGAAUGACAAGUCGCCAUCAAGACAUAAAAGACCCCUGAACUUUCAUAGAAGAAAAGCAAUCAAAACCCUUGCUCACGAACCUAAGAUAUACUUACACCACAGAGCAGCAAGAGCUAUUUGUUCAAAUCUGAAGGCAGCACAUAGUGACACAGGGCAGCCUGGCUCCAGGAGACAGGUCCAAGGCUUCUUAUAAAUUGUGCCUCAAGUAGAUGGCUGUGGGCCACCAAAACGAGAACACGUUACACAGGCUCCGCUUUCCACCCCACUCCCAACAAGGCUCCAAGCAGCUUUCUUCUCCCUGCAGUGACUUCACAAUCAGAAAAGCCAACCACACCUUGAUUCCUCGAGAGCAGAGCUGACUGGAGAUCCAGCACCAAGAACUACAUCCUGACCAGAGAGGCAUCCUGCCCUCCAUAGUUCAUAGAAACAUACUUUGAAGCAUAACCUUUUAAGUUUUAUUCUCACUAAAAAACUCUGAGCCUAUCUAUUACAUAUUUUUUUUCUUUUUCAAGGAGGGGCAGUCACAUCAAAAACUCACUACUGUACCUAGAUACCCUGCUAGGGAGCUGGAGACCGCAUAAGCUACAGCAUUAACAGUGAACGGCAAGAUCAAGUGGCAUCACUGGAAAUGCAGAUGGAAUCUUUGUACUGUACCUCAGGGCGCUCACCCACCACGCUGAUGCUGCCACAUUUCCAGUUGGAGCCUGUUUCAAAUGAGAGCCAGCCUGCUGAGUGUGGCUGUCAGGCAGUCAUUUCAAAGUGGAGUGGAGAAAGACUAGCCAGUGCUGAGGAGUUAGUGUACAACAUUCCAAACAUGCUGUCUCUGCUUUCUUACAUGCCUCUCUUAUGCAGCAUAAUUAAAUCCCUCAAAACAGUCAGUCUUCACUUGGGAAAUGUUACAGUGGAAUCAGCAAAUGGACAAGGUGUAGGUUUAUUUUUGUGUCAAACUGAAGAAGCAAUCAUGAGUUUUGGGCUCACCAUUUGCUGAUCAAAACUGAAGACAAGCAGAUACCUAAUUGAGCUCAGGGUUAGGGUUCUAUUCAGUUCCGAUGGAGCCCACUGCCAAACACCCUACAUUCAGGGAAAGUGGAGCUCACAUCAGGCCACAAAAUGGAAGAGUACGGAGCAAAGAAUGGAUCAUGAUUCUCAAACAGUUUGUCCACAGCCAACAACAGGCAGAAGGCCUUCCCCUUCUCCACUGCCUAUGGGAUGUCAGGGUAAACAGGAUGGCUUGCUAUGUCCUGCUUUCUGUGGAGAGACCAAGAGGCAAGGACACGGCCUUGCCAGGAAUGAGCCUGCCUCACAUAGCCACCAUAGUGAGAACUCUGUGUGCCGGGGAAUCUUGGAAUGACUGCUUUUCUUUGAGAACACCCUCCUCUUUGCAGUCAGGCUCCAGGUGAGUCAAAAGCCUCCUCACCUUGGUGCUGGUUCCUCACCUCAGAUCCAGCAAGAUCUCUAGACAGAGAUAAACACAUCAGGUCCAUUCACAAUCCACAGUUGUUGUAGCCACAGGACUUUUGUGGGCCAGGUCUUUGAGCAAUUUCUCAGCUUUGGCAUUGCUUUGUGGACCUGAUCAUUCAUGUGGGGUGCAAUGUAUGAUAUUAUAUAGCAUCCCUGGCUCUGACCAUAAGAUCCUGAGGCCAUGACACAUAAAAAACAUCCCCAAAGAUUGUCACAUGUCUGGAGAUCAAGGUCAUCCUCAUGUAACCACUGGAUUCAGUCUAAACACAAGGCCUACAUUGGGGUUUCGUGUGACUGUUAAAUGUCACCCAAGGGGAAAGAUACUACCAAUCACUCCUAACUUUGGUCCUACCACCAAAAAGCUUUCUAUAUCACCAGCCCUGUGGCCCUGAGGAAGAGCCACAGACAACUUUUCAGGAGGCCUCAGUUUUCUGACCCUGAGCUCCAUCAAAGGAGGCCUCUCCUCAAGCUCACCUAGUCCUAGUCCCAGUAUGUCCCAUCGCUCCCCUCCACUCACCAGGCUGCUCAGUGCUGUCAGUGCUGGUCUCAGCAGCUCACUCUUUAGCAUAGGCUACAGAGCCAGAAAUAGGAGGCUUAAAGUGGCAACCAGCCACGAACCAACAUGAAGGCCAACUUGCCCAAGCAGGAAAGAUCAGCAACUGACAGAGAAGCACUUUGCUAGUCUGGCAACUGUGUGACUAAAGGACACAUUACUAACCAACUGCCUUUCACUCUGCUGUACAUUCAACAUGUCAGAAGGCCAGGAAAUGGUGUCAGAUUAAGAACAUGCCUACUGUGUGAACAUGCCUAUUGUGUGGAAACCUGCUACUUGUUCUCAUUAAAGUGCUAUGACA
Molecule: messenger RNA, 9058 nt
Organism: Arvicanthis niloticus (Nile rat)
Lineage: Eukaryota; Metazoa; Chordata; Mammalia; Rodentia; Muridae
Gene: Sned1
Product: sushi, nidogen and EGF like domains 1
Biological process (GO): cell-matrix adhesion; Notch signaling pathway; establishment or maintenance of epithelial cell apical/basal polarity
Cellular component (GO): protein-containing complex; plasma membrane
Molecular function (GO): Notch binding; calcium ion binding
Source: RefSeq, a predicted model, not a curated record